Messenger RNA from Pleurotus ostreatus (oyster mushroom), 2325 nucleotides. RefSeq lists its product as uncharacterized. Gene Ontology annotation, biological process: cysteinyl-tRNA aminoacylation. Bases 1 to 2325 code for a protein of 774 amino acids. Gene Ontology annotation, molecular function: ATP binding; cysteine-tRNA ligase activity. The record is from RefSeq and is a predicted model, not a curated record. Lineage: Eukaryota; Fungi; Basidiomycota; Agaricomycetes; Agaricales; Pleurotaceae. The transcript is spliced from 13 exons. Gene Ontology annotation, cellular component: cytoplasm.
AUGUCUUCUCAGCAGCCCCCAUGGUCUCUGCCCGAGCCUCAGAAACCCAUCCCUACCCUCAAAGUCCACAAUUCCUUGACUCGGACGAAGACGGAGUUCAUUCCGCGCGACGGGAACCACGUCAAAUGGUACAAUUGCGGUCCAACAGUAUACGAUGCUUCGCACAUGGGUCAUGCGAGAAACUAUGUGACUCAGGAUGUUCUGAGACGCAUUAUAACUGAUUACUUUGGAUACGAUGUCCAUUUCGUUAUGAAUGUUACAGACAUUGAUGAUAAGAUCAUACUUCGGGCUAGACAAAACUAUCUUUUCGAUAAAUUUCGUUCAGAUACAUCAGAACUGUCUCCGGAGCUGUUGUCAACGGUGUUAGAGGCUUGGAAGUCGUAUGUGCACGAAAAGGUCUCCAAAGGCCUGCUAGAAGCCAAUAGAGUUGCACGAGACGCGGAAGAGGACCAGUGGCCGCAGUUAGCACAACUAGCUCAGGACAAGCCAUGGAAACAAGAAUGCUCCAAACGAGAUGAGAAGUUUGACAUGCACUUCACAGCUGCUAAUCGCACGUUCUUAGCUAUACAAUCCGCGAGAAAACAUCUGCAAGAAGGGUCGAAGGGUCGUGAUAAUGCACUCAGCCUUCUGGACGAUUCAAAGGACAUUCUGGCACUUUCUCUAGAUGCCCUGCAUGGCAAGACAGUCACGGAUCCUUCAAUCUUCCGAUCCACGGCGGCAUUCUGGGAAGAUCAGUUCUUCAACGAUAUGGACCGCCUCCGUGUCCGAAGGCCAGACACCCUGACUCGCGUGACCGAGUACGUGCCAGAAAUUGUCGAAUUCGUGGAAGGUAUCGUCAAGAAUGGCUAUGCAUACGAAGUAGACGGCAGCGUCUACUUCGACACUCGCUCGUUUGAUGGAGCCGAUAAUCACCAUUACGCUAAAUUGGAACCGUGGAGCACGGGUAACCGGGAACUACUAGAAGAAGGAGAAGGCGCCUUAUCCAAUAAGAUUGGACGACGCUCGCCGGCUGAUUUUGCGCUGUGGAAGGCAUCAAAGCCCGGCGAGCCUUCGUGGCCUUCGCCAUGGGGCCAAGGACGCCCAGGAUGGCACAUAGAGUGCUCCGUGAUGGCCAGCGCUAUCUUUGGCGACAACAUGGAUAUCCAUUCUGGCGGAAUCGACCUCGCGUUCCCCCACCAUGAUAACGAAAUGGCCCAGUCAGAGGCAUUUCACAACUGUGAUUCGUGGGUCAAUUACUUCCUACACACAGGACACCUUCACAUUGAGGGACUAAAAAUGAGUAAAUCCCUCAAGAAUUUCAUUACGAUCGAUGAAAUUCUGCAGAAAUACACGGCUCGCCAACUGAGAUUGGCCUUCUUAACUCAGCUGUGGAAUUCCAAGGUCGAUUUCUCAGAGUCCCUCAUGACCGGCGAGGUUCGCAACAUAGAAAACGCAUUCAAUAAUUUCUUUACCAUAGUCAAAGCACUUUUAAACCAAGCGCAGGCAGAUGGCUAUAAGUCAGAUGGCUACCAUCAUUAUGAGACGGCUGAACGCGAAUUGACCACAAGCUUCCAUGAAGCUCGAACAGCGUUUCGCGAAGCCCUUUGCGAUUCGUUCAACACGCCUCGGGCUGUGGAUAUCCUUCGGGACAUAGUUUCCAAGACCAACGUCUACAUCAAUUCCCGCGGUAAGGGCCUCAACGUAGACCUCGUGGACUACGUUGCACGUUGGGUGGGUCAGAUGUUGCGAAUGUUUGGUCUCGGCGAAGGUGGGACAGCGGAGAUCGGAUGGGGUCAGGAGCAAAAGGGAGAUGGUUUCGAUAGGGACGAAGUCCUUAUGCCAUAUUUGAGGGUGCUGUCAACCUUCCGGGAUUCUGUUCGGCGCAUGGCUAUCGACAAGGGUGACACGGCAUUGAAGGACAUCCUGGCUCUCUGUGACAAGCUUAGGGAUUCUGAUUUGGUGCCUCUUGGGGUGGCCCUGGACGACCAAGAAGACGGCAAGGCUCUCGUGAAGCUUGUUUCCCCAGAAGAGCUGAUCAAAGCUCGGGACGAGAAGCGGGCUGCGUUAGAGGCGAAGGCUGCAAAAAAGGCCGCUGCCGUCGAGGCCGAACGCCAGAAGCGCGUCCAGAAACUGGAGAAGGGCCGAAUUCCGCCAGAGCUUAUGUUUAGACCCCCAAAUACGUCUGAAGGGACGUAUAGCAGUUGGGAUGAUCGUGGCGUACCGCUUACCGACAAAGAAGGCAAGGAGCUAAGCAAAAACCAGGCUAAGAAGGUUUUGAAGGAGUGGACGGACCGUCAGAAGCUGCAUGCAGAGUAUUUGGCGUGGAUAAAGGAACAGGAAACGUAA